Messenger RNA from Morus notabilis, 1083 nucleotides. RefSeq lists its product as uncharacterized. Lineage: Eukaryota; Viridiplantae; Streptophyta; Magnoliopsida; Rosales; Moraceae. The record is from RefSeq and is a predicted model, not a curated record. Bases 1 to 1083 code for a protein of 360 amino acids. The transcript has 2 exons.
AUGGUUAACCUUAUCCCAAUUCCCAGCAGCGUGAAGGAGACAUGGGCGAGAUGCAACCUGGAAGGCUCCAUCCUGCUUAGCCUUUCCAUCCAAGGCUUUCUCAUUUUAGCCGCUCCGCUCCGAAAGCGAACCGCAAGACCUUUGGAAAUCUUCCUCAUCUGGGCGGCUUAUUUGCUCGCCGACUUCAUUGCUCUUUUCACUCUCGGACUCAUCUCCAACAAACAAGAAGCAAUCAAUGGUCCCUUAAGUCACAGCUCCAAAACAACGUCUAGUAGUAGUACUACAGCCCUUACAACUAGCGGCGACAUUAAUGGCGAUCUUGCUGCGCUCUGGGCGCCAUUCUGUUUGCUCCAUCUCGGCGGUCCCGACACCAUUACCGCCUUCUCUCUGCAAGACAAUGCUCUCUGGGUGAGGCACUUGGUCGGGCUCAUAAUCCAAGUUUUUGUUGUGGUUUACACCUUCAUCCAAUCCCUUCCGGCGAAUAAGUUAUGGCUUCCUAUCUCUUUCAUCUUAGCCGCCGGGAUUAUCAAGUACGCCGAGAGGACUCGAGCUCUUUACCUCGCGAACCUGGAUUCUUUCCGGGGGUAUCCGGGUCCCAACUAUGCGAAGCUCAUGCAGGAGUAUUCUGCAAGGAGACAAGCCGGAAUCCCGGCUAGAAUCCACAUGGUCCUUCAGCGCCGGGACGGGAAGUCCGUCCUGGAGAAGCGUCCAAGUACGAGUCAAGACAGUACUCUUUACGACGAUGUCACGGUAGUGCAGCAUGCUCAUCACUUCUUUUUGACCUUCAUGAACCUGAUUGUGGAUCAACUGGUACUACUCAUCAGUGAUCGCAACGAGAGUCGACACUACUUUCACGAAAUAUCAGCGGAACAAGCCAUGAAAGUUUUAUCCGUCGAGCUCAACUUCUUCUACGAAGUACUUUACACGAAGGCUGUUGUGGUGCAUCGCAAGCUGGGAUAUUUCUGGAGGUGCGUGUCUUCGAUCUCCAUCUUUGUCGCUCUUUCGCUCUUCUUUGUAGCGGAGAAGCAGAGGUUCCGUAGUACCGAUUCGUUUUACUCGAUGAAAAAACUCCGCCUUCAUUAA